UCUUCCUUUAUCGGCGGCGGUAAAUUAGAGCAACGGAAUCCGAUCUUCGUCUCCAAAUCCAGCAGGCAAUUUGUUUCUCGGUCUAAAAUUAGGCAAGGAAUUAAUCCUAUCUGCAACUUUAUCUGAUCGAAAGAAAGCCACCUCCAUGGAGUCUGCAAGUUUGAAAAUGAUAUCAGAUUGCUUCAUCAAACCAAAAUUCGUAUCAGAAGAAGCUAAAAAACCAACUUACAUGGCCCCAUGGGAUCUCGCCAUGCUCAACCUAACUUACAUUCAAAAGGGUCUCCUCUACUCCUUGCCCCCCCAAACCAAAAAAGACUUCUCCACGGCCGACUUCCUGCACCGUCUCAAAGACUCCCUUUCCGACACACUCACUCAUUUCCACCCACUCGCCGGCCGUUUAGCCACCGUAAAACAAACAAACCCGCCUUCUGUGGUCAUCUUCAUCAACCCGGAGAACAGUCCGGGGGCAAGAUUCAUACAUGCCUCGGUCAACUUGGCGAUUGAUGAUCUUCUUACACCCACCGAUGUUCCGCUGAUCAUGGAAUCGUUUUUCGAUCAUCACAAGACUAUCGGUCACGAUGGGCACCAGAAGUCGUUGGUGUCGAUUCAAGUCACGGAACUUGUUGAUGGAAUCUUUGUCGGUUGUUCAAUGAGCCACACGGUGGCUGAUGGAACUUCCUUCUGGCAUUUUUUCAACUCGUUAUCGCAAGUGUUCCUGUCCAAACCGAUCGCACCUCCUGUUCUCAAGCGAUGGGUUCCGGAAGGAUGCGACCCGAUCAUCUCCCUCCCCUUCGCCCAUCAAGAUGAAUACGUCAACAGACCAAAUCCGCCAUUGGUACGACAGCGAAUCUUCCAUCUUAACUCAAAUGCUAUGGCUAAACUCAAAGCAAAAGUGAACUCAGAAUGCAGCACCACAAGGAUAUCCACUUUACAGACGCUCUUGGCAGUGAUAUGGCGGUGCGUGAUCCGGGCCAGGCGGUUUCCGGCUGAAAAAGAAACCUCUUGCAAAUUGCCGGUGAACGUCAGAAGCAGGAUGUCACCACCUUUGCCAGAACACUACUUCGGUGUUGCGAUUCAAACCGUGGGAAUAAAAACAACCGCCGGGGAGCUGCUGGAUCACAGUAUCGGGUGGGCGGCGAAGCAAUUGCACGAGUUGGUGGUUAACCAUGGGGAUAAACAGAUCCGUGAGUAUGCGGAAUCAUGGGUGAAGAAUCCGAUUGUGCAUAAAAUGGACGUGAUUUAUGAUGGGGUUGGUGUAAGUAUGUCGAGUUCACCAAAGUCUGAUAUGUACGGUGUUGAAUUUGGGUUGGGGAAAGGAGUGGCGGUGUUGUGUGGGAAUGCGAUGAAGUUUGACGCCAAGGUCUCCUUGAACGCCGGACGGCCACGCGACGGUGAAGGACUUAUGGAUGUGGAUCUCUCCCUGCUACCGGAAACCAUGGCGCUUUUUGAAACUGACCAAGAGUUUAUGAGUCUUGUGCAGCUCUAGUAAUGUUCUUCCUACUUGCGAUUUCCCUCGUCCUUUCAAGUUUGGAAUUUGUUUUAGAAGAAAAAAAAUGUUAAAACUUCAUUGUGAUAUGCAUGAUUGAUUAUGAAUAACGCAGUACUUUUGUUAAAA
This is a messenger RNA of Erigeron canadensis, 1615 nucleotides long. RefSeq lists its product as uncharacterized. The record is from RefSeq and is a predicted model, not a curated record. NCBI's taxonomy places the organism in Eukaryota, Viridiplantae, Streptophyta, Magnoliopsida, Asterales, Asteraceae. The transcript has 2 exons. Bases 146 to 1486 code for a protein of 446 amino acids.